AUGGGCGAGUCUGCGGCAGCCGCACCCGCAGACGCAGAGGCUGCCAAGAAUUCGGAAGUAGACGGCCCAACAGUCGUCAACAUUGCCGACGCCGGCGACAUCGUUCUGGACGUGACGUUCGAAACCUCAAGGGAAACGCUCAGGAAAUCGCAGAAGGCGUCAGCCCUGGCACUUAAGAAGCCCAGCGGCGCACCUCAGCCCGCGCUCAAGAGCAAGGUGACUGUUGCGUUUCGGGUCAGCCAAGCCGCCCUGAAGAAGCAUUCUCAGUAUUUCGCCAACCUCCUGUCCAACCCGAAGUUUAGUGAGGCUUCAGCCAUUGAUGAGGCGCAUAAGAAACUUGAGAAAUUGAAGAUUGAGCCUGGCAAGGCAGACGCCGCAGACUUGCCGUGGAUCAGAAUCACGGAUGACGACGAAGCCACAAAGGCGGCGGGCCGCGAACAUGUGUUUGAGGACAUGCUCAAGAUCAUCCACCAGAAGCCACUCAAGGCGCCGAGGGUAGCCUUGUCCGAGGUUGCCACAAUGGCCAUUCUCGCAGACCGUUUCGACUGUCUUACGGUAGUGGCUCGCUCUCUAAAUGGGAUCCGCUGGCCAGUAACGAACAAUCGACCCUUUGCCGAUGACAGUGGCCGUAACACGGAUGCAGAGCAGAUGCUUCGGGAGAAGAUUCUCGUUUCCUGGCUUCUCAGCAAUGGCAUGAAGCUGCAUCAGGCGGCGCGAGAGCUUGUCGUGCGAGGAUCUCGCCUAUGGAGCGACUACUCCGAAGAGCGCGAGGAGUUGACGGCUGCGUGGUGGCAUUUGCCCGAAGGCAUAGAAGAGGAACUAAAGUACCGGAGAGAAUGCGUUUUGAAUACCAUUGCGUCUGUUCAACGCCACUUUCUGGAUCUGUACUGCUCCAAGGAGAGACAGUGCAAGCUUGGCUAUGACUCUAGUGGAGCCUGUGAUUCAUUUCAGCUUGGACAAAUGCUCAAGUUCUUGGUAUCAAAGAAUCUGUUGUUCCUCGUCGACUACACUUCGCCGUCUCUUGAGGCUGUGCCAGACGGCGCCAUGAUUAACAUUGAUGAUCUCCUCAACACUCUCAAGCAGUGCCCCAACUAUCAAAUCGACAAACACCACACGAAUUGUGGGCUUAAAAUUCGCAUGGAUCCGAUUAUAGAUUACAUCCGGACCAUGCUGAGCGCAAGCGGCACUUCCAUCGCGCACGCUGACUGGAAGAAGCGUCGAUCCGAGGUGUCGUGGACGCAGCUGAGAGACCGCCGGCUUAGAGAGGACGAAGAAGAAGUCAAGUUUGUCUUCACCAGAGCAGUGGCAAGCGAUCAGCGGCUUCGUUACGAAGCGGCCAUGUACACCGAUAGGCUGUCAAAAGGCCUCUUCACGGCAAGCUCGUGGGACUGGACUCCUGAAGCUUAG
Trichoderma gamsii is the source of this 1407-nucleotide messenger RNA. RefSeq lists its product as hypothetical. The coding region runs from base 1 to 1407 and encodes 468 amino acids. The record is from RefSeq and is a predicted model, not a curated record. Lineage: Eukaryota; Fungi; Ascomycota; Sordariomycetes; Hypocreales; Hypocreaceae. The transcript has 2 exons.